Messenger RNA from Ordospora colligata OC4, 2307 nucleotides. Its product is annotated as ribonucleoside-diphosphate reductase. Lineage: Eukaryota; Fungi; Microsporidia; Ordosporidae. The coding region runs from base 1 to 2307 and encodes 768 amino acids. The transcript has a single exon. Gene Ontology annotation, cellular component: ribonucleoside-diphosphate reductase complex. Gene Ontology annotation, biological process: DNA replication; deoxyribonucleotide biosynthetic process. Gene Ontology annotation, molecular function: ribonucleoside-diphosphate reductase activity, thioredoxin disulfide as acceptor; ATP binding. The record is from RefSeq and is a predicted model, not a curated record.
AUGGAGAAUUUGCAGAACACGAAGAGGACAAAGGUUGAGGAGCCUGGAUUGGAAAGGAUUAGGAAGCAGGUUGAAAGUCUUGUUGGUGGGUUGGAUCUGAAGCAUGUGGAUGUUGAAGAGCUUAUGCAGAAGAUACGCUCUGGAUGGUGUGAAGACAUGAGCUGGAAGGAGAUGGUUUACUACAGUGGAGAGACUGCAGCAGCCAUGAUAACGAAGCACCCUGAGUAUGGAACGGUAUCUUCGAGGAUAGUCAUGAUGCAUCUGAAUGAGGUGACGAUGGACUCCUUUGUUGAGAAGAUCAAGUAUAUACAAAAGCACAGGGGAAUAAUUUCUGAAGAGAUGUAUGAGCUGAUUGUGAGGCGUGAAGAUGAGAUUGAACGAAUGAUAGACUAUGAGAAUGACUUUAGGUUUAGUUAUUUUGGGAUUCUUACACUGAUGAAGUCUUAUUUGGUGAAGGUGGGAGAUGAGAUUGUUGAGAGACCGCAAGACAUGUUAAUGAGGAUGGCGCUACAGAUACAUGGAGAGGAUUUUGAUGGAGUUAAGGAAACGUAUGAGAUGCUUUCUGAGCACUACUUUACGCAUGCAACGCCUACGUUGUAUAAUUCAUGCAUGAAGAAUCCACAACUGGCAAGCUGCUUUUUGAUAACACCGAAGGAAGACUCGAUUGAAGGGGUUUAUGACAUGAUCAAUCAGACAGCAAUAAUAUCGAAGCAUGCGGGAGGAAUUGGAUUGAAUCUGCACGGAAUAAGAUCCAAAGGGUCUGCACUAAGAAGUACUGGUGGACGAAGCAACGGGAUUAUUCCAUUGAUCCAGGUCUUGAACUCUACAAAGAGGUAUGUGAACCAAGGGUCUGAGCGAAGACCUGGAUCUAUAGCUAUUUUUCUUGAACCGUGGCACAUGGAGAUAUUUGACUUUCUUGAGUUGCGCAAGAAUACUGGUGCAGAGGAGCUGCGUGCCAGGGAUGUAUUUACUGCGCUGUGGGUAUGUGAUUUGUUUAUGGAGCGGGUUAAAAACAAUGAGGAGUGGUCUUUAUUCUGUCCUAAUGAAGCAGUGGGCCUUGCGGAUGUGUGGGGAAAGGAGUUUAACGAGCUGUAUUGCAAGUAUGAGAGGACAAUAAGCAGGACAGUUAUACCUGCGCAGAAGUUGUGGAAGGCGAUUGUUGAAUCGCAGAUUGAGACUGGAACGCCGUAUAUGUGUUACAAGGACACAUCCAACAGACUAAGUAAUCAACAACACUUGGGAACUAUCAAAUCAUCAAAUCUAUGUGCAGAGAUUAUAGAGUAUUCAGCAGCUGAUGAGACAGCGGUCUGCAACCUUGCGUCUGUAUGCCUGUCGAAGUUUGUGAAGAACGGAGGGUUUGAUUUUGAACUAUUUGGAAAGACACUGAAGAUUAUAACGCGGAACCUGAACAAGGUGAUUGAUAAGAACCACUAUCCUGUUGAAGAGACUCGAAGGUCGAAUCUAAGGCAUCGCCCGAUUGGAAUAGGGGUUCAAGGACUUGCUGAUCUUUUUGCGAUGCUGAGACUUCCUUUUGAUAGCGAAGACGCCAGGAAGCUGAAUAAGGAUAUUUUUGAGGCGAUGUAUUACUUUUCGUUAGAUGCCUCUUGUGAGAUAGCUGAAAGAGAAGGACGGUUUGAUUCGUAUGAAGGAUCGCCCAUAAGUAAAGGAAAGUUCCAUUUUGAACUUGCAGAACGAAAUGGAUCUGAACGCUGGGACUGGGAGCAGCUGAGGGCAAGGAUUGCAAAACAUGGGGUACGUAACAGCCUUCUGAUUGCACUGAUGCCUACGGCAGGGACAUCGCAGAUAUUUGGAAAUAACGAGGCGUUUGAACCAUACACAUCGAACAUAUACACACGACGAACCCAUGCAGGAGAGUUCCAGGUUGUUAACAGGUACCUUGUGGAUGACCUUGUGAGAAUUGGGUUGUGGUCGUAUGAGAUGAAGAAUCUGAUUAUUGAGAACGAAGGAUCUAUACAGAACAUAGUGUCGAUACCCAAGGAGAUCAGGGAUAUAUACAAAACGGCAUGGGAGAUAAAGAUGAAGGCAGUGAUAGAUCUUGCAGCAGACAGACAGGCAUAUGUUGAUCAAUCACAAUCAUUGAAUAUUUUUAUUGCAAAGCCAACGUAUUCUCAAAUAACAUCUAUGCAUUUCUACGGGUUCCAUUCAGGACUGAAGACGGGAAUGUAUUAUCUGAGGACACGGCCAAUAACGUCGGCAAUUAAGUUUACGGUUGACAAGAAGCUUGCGGAAAAGACACUGUCUUCGAUGAAUGAUGGAGAUGAGACGUGCUUUAUGUGCUCCUCAUGA